AUUACCAGUGGCCAAGGUUAAGAGACAGUUCGGAAUUCAGAAGAAAGCUCUAUCCAAAGUGUCAACUUCAACGAAUGAAAAAUCCUCUAUUACAGCGAGUGGUUAAAGUGAAUAACAUAGAUAUAUUCAUGGAAAGGAAAGAGAAGUAUUUGUGGAGAAUAGAAUAGAGGCUUAUGCUGAUAGAGUGGAGACAUGGGGAACUGCAAAUGGUGGUUUAGCAAUAAAAGACACAAAGUUCUGGACUAACUUAGCGGGUCAUGCAGCAUCUGUGAUGGAAAUGGAACGCCGAUGUUUCAGGUUGGGAUACUUCGUCAUUUGUCCAUGUCCUCUAUGUGUUACAUGACUCGCUGAGUUAAAUCCAGAACUCUGUGUUCUUUAUUUUCUUAUGCUGAUAAAAUUGGAUAGAAAUGGAGUGAGAUACGAGUCGAGCAGAAAUGGCAGCACAAACUUGUUGGGACAAAUAACCCAAUUCUGUGCCAAUCAAUUAUAACCCUGUAUAAUCCUGUACUACACUGUUCUCGAAGAUGGCAUGAAAGAGGAGCUUCUGAGCUCAUAAAGAGAGCUACUGAUUUAUAGUUGCCCAGUUUGUUUGACCUUCAGCAUCCUCAAUCACCCCCAAAAUGACUUUACAUGUUAGAGUUAUUGCACAGCAUUUGAACUGAUAUAAAAUAUUAGAAUCAACAGCAGAUUGGUUAAUGGGAGAACAAUAUCAUAGGUGAUUGAUCACAUAUUGGACGAUUAGAGUUAACUGGCCAUUGCAACACAUAGGUGAGUGAUAGAACUUUGGGGGAUCUGAUAGGGAUGAGGAGAGAAUUAAAUAGGAUUAGUGUAAAUUGGUGCUUGAUGGUCAGACUGGACCAGGUGGGCUGAAGGGCCUGUGUACAUGCUGUAUUUUGUAUGAUUCUACUAACUGCUCCAUAUAGUUCAUGUUCAAUGGCUUUUCUAUUUGGGAGCUAGAUUCAAACAGAACUAUGUGGGAUCAGCAAUAUAACAUACGUGCUGCAUCUAUGUGUGGGCUGUUGAUCCCAUCCUACCUCUAGCGAUAGUUGCAUGUGACUGACUAUUGUUACAACAGUGAGUCAGAAAGUUCCUGAAAAUUGCUAUAAGAAAAAAACUUUAAUGUUGCCUGCCAAUGUUUCAUGAAAUCCACGCCUAAGUUGAUUAAUAAUUAUUUUUCAUAUUACAAAGAGUGAAUAUGGGAUGAACGUGGUGUCAGAAGUUCUAGUUAAUAAAAUUAAUGGGUAGGCAGUCUCUCCCUCUGGAAAGGACCAUGCUUGAUGGUCGGCGUGAAUUUGGUAGGACAAAGGUGAUUAUAACCAUAUAACCAUAUAACAAUUACAGCACAGAAACAGGCCAUCUCGGCACUUCUAGUCCGUGCCGAACACCUAGUCGCAUCUACCUGCACUCCGACCAUAACCCUCCAUUCCUUUCCUGUCCAUAUACCUCUCCAAUUUAUUUUUAAAUGAUAAAAUCGAACCUACCUCCACCACUACCACUGGAAGAUCAUUACACACAGGUACCACUCACUGAGUAAAGAAGUCCUCCCUCAUGUUACCCCUAAACUUCUGUCCCAUAAUUCUCAAGUCAUGUCCUCUUGUUUGAAUCUUCCCUACUCUCAAUGGGAAAAGCUUAUCAUAAGUCAUUGAUCAUAUCUUGGUCAAUUUCCACCAGUAUUUCAGGUCAAAUUAACCUCUAAUUUUUGUUUUGUUAAUUAGGAGUGGGGAAUAAUUUUUAAGGCAAACUACAAAUAUUUCAAUAAUUUCUCUCAUGCAGUCAGAAACCAAGUUGAUAGAAGAAACGGCACAAUCUCCACAAUGUAGGAAUUCAGCAGCUUCAGGGAGAAUGAGCAACAUUUCAAACUUAGACUACAACGACUGUGAAGCCCAUACAACCAACAGUGCUUCAGCUCUCCUCCAUAUUUCCAGUCCAGAUAUGAACUGGCAGUCACCUGCACCCAACGCAGCUGUACAGCCCAGGUUGCGUGCACCCAGCGAUGUGGAUGAGCGUUACAAACGUCACCGCAUAUUACCCAGAGAGAAAAUGGUGCCAGAUAUCAACUCCAAGUGGUUCCUACCACAUGCUGGCAGUCUUCCCAACCUCCCAAAUCAUAACCGCAAUUUUCGACCGUCAACAAGAAAUUUCUCAACUGUUCCCACAUCACCAAAGCAGCGUUGUAAACUGAUAGAUGACACCAGGCAACUCUUCAAUGUUUCAAAUCAACAGAAGCGACAACGGUACGUAAUGAAAGAUGGCAAAUGCCAAGUGAAUCUUGGUUACAUUCAAGAAAAGCAGAGAUUCCUGUUGGACUUUUUCACUACAAUAGUGGACCUGAAGUAUCGCUGGUUCCUCGUGGUCUUCUCAAUGUGUUACCUUGUGACCUGGAUGACCUUUGGAACUCUUUACUUCUUAGUCGCUUACUUUAGAAAUGACAUCAAUCAUGUGGGGGAAGUGAACUGGAAACCUUGCUUCAAUAACGUGGAUGACUUUAUCUCUGCCUUGCUGCUCUCUAUUGAAAGUCAAAGGACAAUUGGUUAUGGCUCUCGCAUGGUGACUUCAAAUUGUGCAGAAGGGGUCAUUUUACUCAUAGCUCAGUGCAUCGUUGGCUCUAUGAUUGACGCCAUGAUGGUGGGCUGUGUGUUUGUGAAGAUCUCACGGCCCAAGAAGCGAGCCGAGACUCUGAAAUUCAGCAAGUAUGCUGUGGUAUCACCCAGAGAUGAGUGCUUUUGCCUGAUGUUCAGGGUUGGUGACCUACGGGACAGCCACAUGGUUGACGCAAAGCUAAGAGCCAAGCUCAUCAAAUCCAGGCAAACAAAAGAAGGCGAAUUCAUACCUCUGGAGCAGACAGAAAUUAAUCUUGGCUACGACACAGGGAAAGACCGACUCUUCCUGGUGGAACCACAGACCAUAACCCAUGAUAUAAAUGACAGCAGUCCUUUCUGGGAAAUGUCUGCAGACUCCUUGAAGAGAGAACAGUUUGAAAUCAUUGUGAUCCUGGAAGGCAUCGUUGAAUCUACAGGUUAGUUAUGCUCUCCCUCUUGACUGCUUCAUAUACAAUGUGUCGCACAGCAUGGUGUAUAUUUGAGCAUACAUUCUUGGAGUUUAUCUUGCAAGGGGAAUAGGUCGUAAGUGCAUUUGAGGAAAAAAAACUGACCUUCUGAGUCACUUUGAGCCCAUUUUAGCAUUGAGGUCAGAAUUGAUCUUCUGCCUCAACUCCACUUGCCUGCCCUCUUCCCAAAUCCCCUGAUUGUUUUACUGUUCAAUACUCGCAGGAGUCUAAUCCUGCAUUGCCCAUUUUAUUUCAUUGUCUUAGAAAAACGUACCUCCUGUGGUUCGAGAGGGUGGAGAAGAACAAUUGUUAAGUCAAAAAUAAAGGAGUGAGGAGAUACAAUUGUAAUUAUUUUGGCCAGCGUAGGUUGAAGUUUAGGCUUAUUAUUGUCAUGUGCAAAGCAAUAAAGGCAGACUCAAGUACAAUAGGUAGAGCAAAGGGAAAGAUACACAGAGUAGAUAUAGUUCACAGCAUAAUAGCACAAGAGUUCCGGAGACAAAAUCCAAUGUCUGCAAUAUGGUAGAGGAGAAUUGAAUUGUACUCUAGCUUAUGGAAGGACUGUUCAGAAGCCUGAUAACAGAUGGAAAGCUGUUUCUGAAACUUGCAUUGCUUGCUUUCAACCUUCUGUAUAUUCUGCCCAAUAGGAGUGGGGAGACGAAAGAAUGACCUGGGUGGGAAAGGUCUCGGAUUAUGUUGGCUGCUUUCCCAAAGAAGCAUGGAGUGUAGAUGAAGUCAAUGGUGGGGAGUCUGGACUGUGGAAUAGAUUGGUGUACUGUGUUCAGUUUUAGACUAAGGAAGGACAAGGGAAAGGGAGAUGCAACUAGAUUGAUUCCUGUAAUGUGGUGUGCUAAUAUAUUAAGAAAAUCACCAUUUAUUGUUUGGAGUUUAUAAAGUACAGAUAGCUCUAAAAGCUCCGAGUGCCCAAUAAUCUAGCAAUCUCAAUAUCGAAUCUAAUCAUCUACAGACCAUUUCUAUAAAUUCCAAGGACUCACAACAUUCUGAGUGAAAAAAAUUCUCUUCAUUUUUGUACCAAAUAGCCAACACCUCAUCUUGAAAUUAUGACCCCUUUUGUCUAAACUUUCAAGCUAGUAGAAAGUAAUUCACACCAUUUACUAUGUUAAGUGUUUUAAGAAUGU
Leucoraja erinaceus (little skate) is the source of this 4182-nucleotide messenger RNA. Its product is annotated as G protein-activated inward rectifier potassium channel 4-like. Gene Ontology annotation, cellular component: plasma membrane. Gene Ontology annotation, molecular function: inward rectifier potassium channel activity. Gene Ontology annotation, biological process: regulation of monoatomic ion transmembrane transport; potassium ion import across plasma membrane. NCBI's taxonomy places the organism in Eukaryota, Metazoa, Chordata, Chondrichthyes, Rajiformes, Rajidae. The transcript has a single exon. The record is from RefSeq and is a predicted model, not a curated record. The coding region runs from base 1768 to 3021 and encodes 417 amino acids.